AUGGAAGAACAAAACGCGCAUUUCAGACAUAUUUCAUUGUAUUAUUUCCGAAAAGACAAGAACGCAUCGCAAGCGCACAAGAAGUUAUCUGCCGUAUAUGGGAAUGAGGCCUCGAAAGAAAGGCAGUGUCAAAAUUGGUUUGCCAAAUUUCGUUCUGGUAAUUUUUCACUGAAAAAUGCUCAACGAUCUGGCCGUCCAGUUGAAGAUGAUGAAACCCAUAUCAAGGCCACUAUCGAUUCAGAUCGUCAUAGCACAACGCGUGAGAUUGCAGAGAAGCUCAAUGCAUCGCAUACAUGCAUUCAAACAAAAAUUAAAACAGCUUGGAUAUGUCAAGAAACUCGAUUUAUGGGUCCCUCAUCAGCUUAA
Bombus terrestris (buff-tailed bumblebee) is the source of this 366-nucleotide messenger RNA. RefSeq names its product histone-lysine N-methyltransferase SETMAR-like. The record is from RefSeq and is a predicted model, not a curated record. The transcript has a single exon. NCBI's taxonomy places the organism in Eukaryota, Metazoa, Arthropoda, Insecta, Hymenoptera, Apidae. Bases 1 to 366 code for a protein of 121 amino acids.